Echinops telfairi (small Madagascar hedgehog) is the source of this 4632-nucleotide messenger RNA. RefSeq names its product kelch like family member 21 (gene KLHL21). Bases 3 to 1796 code for a protein of 597 amino acids. The record is from RefSeq and is a predicted model, not a curated record. Gene Ontology annotation, molecular function: protein binding. The transcript has 4 exons. Lineage: Eukaryota; Metazoa; Chordata; Mammalia; Afrosoricida; Tenrecidae. Gene Ontology annotation, biological process: protein ubiquitination.
CUAUGGAGCGGCCGGCGCCCCUGGCCGUACUGCCCUUCUCCGACCCAGCGCACGCCCUGAGUCUGCUGCGUGGCUUAAGCCAGCUCCGCGCCGAGCGCAAGUUCCUGGACGUCACCCUGGAGGCGGCGGGCGGGCGCGACUUCCCGGCGCACCGGGCCGUGCUGGCAGCCGCCAGCCCCUACUUCCGCGCCAUGUUCGCCGGGCAGCUGCGCGAGAGCCGCGCCGAGCGUGUGCGGCUCCACGGCGUGCCGCCCGACAUGCUGCAGCUGCUGCUCGACUUCAGCUACACGGGCCGCGUGGCAGUGAGCGGCGACAACGCCGAGCCCCUGCUGCGCGCCGCCGACCUGCUGCAGUUCCCGGCCGUGAAGGAGGCGUGCGGCGCUUUCCUGCAGCAGCAACUUGACCUGGCCAACUGUCUGGACAUGCAGGACUUCGCCGAGGCCUUCAGCUGUUCGGGGUUGGCGAGCGCGGCGCAGCGCUUCAUCUUGCGCCACGUGGGCGAGCUGGGCGCCGAGCAGUUGGAGCGGCUGCCGCUUGCGCGCCUGCUGCGCUACCUGCGCGACGACGGGCUGUGCGUCCCCAAGGAGGAGGCCGCCUACCAGCUGGCGCUGCGCUGGGUGCGCGCCGACCCGCCGCGCCGCGCCGCGCACUGGCCGCAGCUGCUGGAGGCCGUGCGCCUGCCCUUCGUGCGCCGCUUCUACCUGCUGGCGCACGUCGAGGCCGAGCCCCUGGUGGCCCGCUGCCCGCCCUGCCUGCGCCUGCUGCGUGAGGCGCGCGACUUUCAGGCGGCUCGCUAUGACCGCCACGAUCGCGGGCCCUGCCCCCGCAUGCGCCCUCGCCCCUCCACCGGCCUCGCCGAGAUCCUCGUGCUCGUGGGCGGCUGCGACCAGGACUGCGACGAGCUGGUCACCGUUGACUGCUACAACCCACAGACCGGCCAGUGGCGCUACCUGGCCGAGUUCCCCGACCACCUGGGCGGGGGCUACAGCAUCGUGGCUCUGGGCAACGACAUCUACGUAACGGGCGGGUCUGAUGGCUCUCGGCUCUACGACUGUGUUUGGCGGUACAACUCGAGCGUGAACGAGUGGACGGAGGUGGCGCCCAUGCUGAAGGCCCGAGAGUACCACAGCUCCUCAGUGCUGGACGGGCUGCUCUACGUGGUGGCCUCGGACAGCACCGAGCGGUACGACCACACUGCGGACUCCUGGGAGGCCCUGCAGCCCAUGACCUACCCCAUGGACAACUGCUCCACCACCGCCUGUCGUGGCCGGCUCUACGCCAUCGGCUCCCUGGCAGGCAAGGAGACCAUGGUCAUUCAGUGCUACCACCCGGACACGGACUUGUGGUCCCUGGUAGACUGUGGCCAGCUCCCGCCCUGGUCCUUUGCCCCCAAGACUGUGACGCUGAAUGGACUCAUGUACUUCAUCAGGGACGACGCGGCCGAGGUGGACGUCUAUAACCCACUGAAGAAUGAGUGGGACAAGAUCCCUUCCAUGAAUCAGGUGCAUGUCGGGGGUAGUCUGGCCGUCUUGGGCGGGAAGCUCUACGUCUCUGGUGGCUACGACAACACAUUUGAACUCUCGGACGUGGUGGAGGCAUACGACCCAGAGACUCGGGCAUGGAGUGUGGUGGGGCGGCUCCCAGAGCCCACCUUCUGGCAUGGCAGCGUCAGCAUCUUCCGCCAGUUCAUGCCCCAGGUGCCCUCAGGCGGGCGCGGCUUUGAACUGGACACUGGCGGUCAGGAGGUGAACUUGGGUCGGCUGCAGCCACCACCGAACCUGGACGGGCUACACUAGCCCUGGCCUGGCCCAGGGAGGGCUUGGGACAGGUGACCCAGCCCCUCAAUGGGGAUGGGGGGAGGGGCACACAGUGACCUUCCUGGGUGCGUGAGGACAGGUUGGGCUCCCCAGGUGGAGUGUGGGCUCUUGGACCCCCCCCACCUGGAAUGUUGUAUGCAUUUGGAGCCUGGAGUCAUUGCUGCCGGAGCCGUCACCGUCACAGAAGCACGUCUCUGACCCCACCCGUGGGUCAGCAGCUCACCAAUGCAGCGCACACCCUCUCACCAUGGCCACUGGGGCCUACCUGCUCCUACCUCAGGAGGUGAGGCCACCUGUGGAGGGACAGGUAAGGAGUCCUCCUGUGAGGACCCAGGCCUGUCUUCCUGCAUCGUUUCUUCUGGGUCUGGAGCACCACUGACUGUCAGCCGACUGCCCAGUACCAGCCCUCCCACUGGGCCAGCUCCCCUUCCUCCCCUCCCCCAGCCCAGUGGAGGGGUCUGGCUGUCUAGUUCUUCACCCUGCUAGGCUCUCCCACCAAGUCCGUCUCCCAGGAGUCGGGCCUCCAGAGGAGGACACAGGAUGAUAGGGUCUUUCUGUGUCCAGAGCAUAUGGUCUGGCGGAGGCUGGCCUUCCUGGCCACCCCUAGCCGAACAAUAAGGGAGGUGAAUCCAAAGUCCCAACCGGCGCGCUUUGUGGGAGCCCAGCCCAGCAACAAGCCCUGGCAGCCUGGUGGGGAGCCCUCGGUGACUGACUGGCCCGGGGGUUACAGUGCCUGCAGGGCCGCCACCCUGAGAAAGCGGGGUGGGGCAGGAACAGGGCACAGGGAUGGGUUGGGUUGCUCUACAGUUCUGUCACGCGUGCCAUCGCCGAAGCUCUCUGUGGGGCUGGGGUGAUCGGCCUUCCCUCAGACACUCCGGACUAGGCCUGGAAGCUGAGGGCAGAGAAGCCACACUGAAAUGCUGGGCUCCUUGUGGGGUGAUGGGGUACCCUCAGGGUCCCUGAGGUAAGCUUCCUCGCUGCUUUGCAGGCGGCUCCACCUUAGUGGAAAGAAAGUGUUUAGUAAGUUGCCUUUUCUAAAUGGCCUGACUCCUGGGGCUGUGUUCUCACCUGGCUGGGGGUGACGUGUGGUCCCGGGAUAAGUUUUGUUGCCCGAGUCCCUCUUUGAGCUUCUGGUGGGGAUCACAGCAGGGCCACCUGCCUGCCUUCUGUAGGACAUUCAUGAGGAACCUGUGGCUCACGUGCCCGGAGUGGGAGGUCAGCCAGGGAGCCAUGGAAGCCCGCUCCCUGUGGCUGGAACAGCUACAACCUGACACCAAUUCUCCCCACAGGUCGUUCACUCUGGCAUGGCUGGGCCUCUGGUGAAGGUGUCCUCAGGGUCAGACCCCUCUGGACCUGGUUUUUGUUACCCAGGUCCGUCUGGGUUUGAAUGUUGGGGUCCCUCAACCCCUUGUCUCUCCUUGUUUGAGUCUAGUCCCUGGGUAGGCUGGAGGCUUGGCCCAAGGGGCUGCUGAGCCGAGGGGAGGAGACAACAUGGAUGUUUCCCGGCUCCUAUGCCUGCCCAGCGGUUGUCCGCACACUGAGGGGCUGGCUGCCGAUCUCCUUACGGAAAUACAGGACAGUGGGGCUGGGAUUAGGCUGCUUCCUGGCUCUGCCACCUGGAUUAAUUAGGCCUGAAUACACACCCAGAACAGUUCUUGCAACAGAGGAAGCCCCCUCCCUGUCCCUCUGGGCGAUUUAGGGGUAGGUGUUGAUAGUUGCUAGGCCAAGUUCAUUUCUGGGAAAUAUGGCUGGGGGCUUCCCCAAGGGAGCUGGGAUACUGGUCUCCAAUACUUGGAAGGGCCCUGCCCCCAUGUCCCUUGAGGCCUGCUUGUAUGCCAGAGGCUCCCUCAGUUGCUCGGGAAGGCAAGGGCCCAGCAGGGCGGCGGGAACUGCAGGCGUACAGAGCUGGGCCAGGCCGCUUCAGGGAGCGGCAUAAAGAAGAAGGGCUUUUGUGUUGGGGCAAAGCUCAAACCUGCCAUCAAGUCAAUUCCAGCUUAGUGACCCGAGAAGACGGAGGAGGAGGACUGCUCCCUGCAGUUUGCAAAGACGCCAGUCUUUACGGGAGCACUAGACGUGGGUUCACGCUGCCAACUCCUCAGGUAGUAGCUCACGUUCAAUCCACUGUGCCACGAGGGCUUUCUUGGACAGAAACGCUUCUUAAUUCCAUCUGCCCUGGAAAAAACCUGCCUUCAAACGUACAUUCAAACUCCAAAAUCUGAGCCGAGGCCCGUGAUUCCCCCAAGAGUGAGGUGGCAUCUGGAGGGCUUCGGGAAGCUUCCUGGUCAGGGCUGGGCUGCAGAGCGACCUGUGGGCCUGUAUUUCUGCUGACCGACCACCAUGUUGCACAUUGGGGAGGCCAGGCGGAGCUGUCUGCUAGAACUGCCCAUGCCCUUAUCACCAGGCCCGUCCUUCAGUAGCCUGUUCCCAUACCCCCAACUGCCUGACACCCCACCCCUGCCCUCAUCCUGGGUUGCAGGCUACAAAGCUCCCACCCCUUACAGGAUGUCUGAGCAGAUACCAGGCUGGCUGGGUACGUGGCCAUCUCCUUGUGUACAGAACUUCACCUUCUACAAGUUAGAUUAUGGAGGUCAGUGACUGGUAUUUAAAGGCAGUCUAAAGUGUUCUAUAUACUUAUAUGGUUUGCGAUUAUUAGGCCGUGAAGGGCACCUGCCCACCAGUGCCCACAUAGAAUUCCAUCCGAGGACAGGGCAGACUUGGUGUAUUUAUAUUUUGUUCUGUAGGCUUACAUGUCCAGAAACCUGUGUAUGGUUGUAGGAUGCUUUCAGACUUUUGAAAUAAAAUGAUUUACUAUGUA